UACGGAUCAGCUGAUUUCUCACUGGGUGCCACGGCGUGCAAUUGCGUCCAUUGUGAACUAGUUCCUUAGUUUUUAUUUACUUCGAUUGUUUGGUUUACGUACGCAACUUAAUAAACUAAAAGGAAAAGGAAACAAAGCAGCCUGUACAUGUUUCUCAAGAGCUACAGAUUAAAAAGCAGUGCGGCGCUAAAAGGCGCCGAGGCGAAGAAGUUGCGCGCUCGUUUGGAAUUGGCAUUUCCGCAUAUUUCGAUGGAGACUUUGUUGCCGGCAAAGGCAAAUGUGACGCAGCUAAAGAUUCUGACACAUGGCGGAAUUGCGAGCAUUGUGUAUUGCGUGGAGAAGCAGCCGUUGUUCUUCGAACUGGAUGGCGGUCAACUGGUGCCCACUGUCUACACAAUGUGGGCGGAGCCCCACAUAUUGCCCUAUUUCACCACACACGAAGGCGUCCUGCCGAAGCUCUCAAAUGGUGCGGAUUUGAUGCUGCCCGGCGUUGUCCCACUGGGCGUCGGUCUCAACAUGUUCGGACACUUCAAGAAGGGCCAACUGAUUGCCGUCAAUGUGACCAACAACAAUUCAGCGAUUGGCGUUGGCCAACUUGCCCGGAAUAGCGAUGAGUUGUACAUGUGUGGUGGGCAUGGUGUGGCUGUCAAGAUGCUGCACAUGUUUGGCGACAAGCUGUGGGCGCAUGAGCCGAGGAUGCUGCAACAGAUACCGCUGCAGCAGGCGAAAACUUUGACCAGCGAGGAUUUUCCAGCAUUGGGCGCCACAAAAUGCUCGCCAGCCGAGCAGAUUUGUGUUCCGGAGGUAUGGGAUGCGGAAACAAAUGAAUUGGAGACCGGCACAGCUGGUUUGUCGCUCGAGGAGAAUGGGGAGACAGAAGUGACAGAUGAAUCCACUCCAGAACUGCUCCUCAAGAAUGCAUUUUUGGCUGCUCUCAAAAACAAUGGCAAAAAAUUGCAACUGCCCCUGUUGACGAGCAACUUUUAUCGGCUCUAUGUGGUCCCCGAGGCCGAGGAACAAAUCGAUUUGAAGAAGACACGUCACAAGAAGCUGUCCAAUUUCCUUGCGGAGAUGGUGGAUCAGGGUUUCAUUGUGGUGCGCGAGGAAACGAAAGGUGUCGAUAAAAUAAUCGCCGUUGACUUAGAGCAUCCCGAGCUGGUCAACUUUAUAACGGAUGUGAAGAAGGGCGACAGCAGCGGUGCAGCUGCCGAGACGCCCCUAUUCCACUCCGAGCUGAAGGAGAUGUAUAUCGUAUCGGAUGUCACAGCGGCAUUUUUUACAAAAUUAAAUUACAAACGGGGCGAGGGCAUUCCGGUUAAUCAGAUCAAGAAGAUUGUACGCGAAUAUGUGAGCAAGCAUUGCCAGGUGGAUCCACAGACGAAGUUGACUAAGCCGGAUGAGGUGCUCCAAGAAUUGUGCGGCAAUCGAUUAGGUUCGCUCAGCGAGAUCACCUCGAUGAUCACCAGCAAAAUGGAGCACUCGUAUCAAAUGUGCAGUGGCAAGGAUACCAGUGGCAAGCCACAGAUCCAAAUGUCUCUGGCGACGCGUUCCGGCAACAAGAAGGUGACCCUGGUCAGCAACAUCGAAGCAUACGGCAUCAUCAUGGCCGAGUUGAUCAAGCUGUGCAAACAGGGCGCCGCGGCCAGCACCAGCAUUGUCAAGUUGCCGCAUCAAAAGCACGAACAGCUCCAGGUGCAAGGCAAUCAGAUCCGAUUCAUCUACACGCUGCUCACCGAAACGUACAAGGUGCCGCCCAAGUGCAUCCUCGGUCUUGAUCUGGCCAAAGAUGGCAAGAAGAAGCGCAAGUGAUCCGACUAAGAGUCUGGCAUGUCAUCAAACGCCCAGCGGAAGCAAUAAAAUAUAAAAAAAGUUCCACAUUAAA
Messenger RNA from Drosophila grimshawi, 1882 nucleotides. RefSeq names its product eukaryotic translation initiation factor 2D (gene eIF2D). NCBI's taxonomy places the organism in Eukaryota, Metazoa, Arthropoda, Insecta, Diptera, Drosophilidae. The record is from RefSeq and is a predicted model, not a curated record. The transcript has 2 exons. Gene Ontology annotation, molecular function: RNA binding; translation initiation factor activity. The coding region runs from base 148 to 1809 and encodes 553 amino acids. Gene Ontology annotation, biological process: translational initiation; formation of translation preinitiation complex.